AUGCAGAAAACAAACUCAAAUAUAGAGGUGUUAAGGGUGCAAGCACUAUCAAUUCUCUGUACACCUCACCCUUUUCUUGAUUUUUCUUUCUUAGCUCCCAUUCAAGAUAAAGUUGAUCAAUGCUGUGACACAAAGGACCCAAUAAGUGACGACGCGUCUUUUGAUUUUGAUGGCUUUGCUUUCAUUCAAGAUAAACUUAAUCCAUAUUGUAGCACAAAAAUACAAAUUAACAGCGAUUCUUUUUUAGAUUUUGAAGUCUUUGCUCCCGUUAAAGAUAAAUCUGAAUCAUAUUGCAGCUCCAAUCAACAAAUUCACAAUAAUGAUGGAGAAAAUACUGAAGAGCGAGAAUUUACUUUUUCAUGCACUGAUGUCCAAGGUAUGGAAAUAUUUGCCGAUGACAUAUUGGAAAAUGGAAAAAUGCGAACAUUACUCCCUACUUUUAACCAAUCUCUUCAAUUCUUCCCCACCACAAAUAACAAUGCUUCACAUCUUCGACCUCCCAUAAAGAACAUCUUUAUUAUGAAUUCUAUAAGUCCAAAAUCAAUAUCGGGUGGGUCAUCAAAUCUAUGGAGACUUAGACAAAAUUUGAAUCUUCGAAGUAAUAGUGACCAUAUGGAUUCUUAUGUCAUAUUGAAUCCUUCGGUGCCAAAAACAACAAUCAAGCCCAAGGUAGAUGACAUCAUUGUUAAAAAGAGAAAGGGUGAUCAACCCAAAAAUACAUUAUCGGGUUAUGAGAAGCUUUAUGUGAAGAAUAAAAUGAGAAAUGGAAUAAAUAAACGAAGAUCAUUCUUGUCAUAUAAACACAAUAUAUUUGGAUUCUUUACCAACAUGCACGGACUGAGUAGGAACCUGCACCCCUUUUGA
Molecule: messenger RNA, 864 nt
Organism: Vicia faba (fava bean)
Lineage: Eukaryota; Viridiplantae; Streptophyta; Magnoliopsida; Fabales; Fabaceae
Source: the annotation of a GenBank genome assembly